AUGUCGCAAAUUCCAUUAAAUGAAAAUUUACCAAAAAUGUAUAUACAUUCCAAGAGGAAAUCAGGAUACGUUAUGGGUCCAAAAAUUUACACAUUUGAAUCAAAUGAAAGUUCAGGUGCAGAUAUACAAAUCAUCGGAAGAAGAAAUAAACAGUGUCAAGCGAAAAUUAUGGGUACUGCGGAACAAAUUAAAAUGGUCGUUAAAUUAUUACAAGACACCUUGGGUCGCACCAAUUAUUUUUCACCCUCCAUCGGAUUCACUUUAUUGGACGUCUCGGAUGAGUACGAGUCGCGUUACAUUGGCAAAGUGAUUUUGCCUCAAAUGGAAAGUUCAAAUGUACGAGUGUUAGACAAUCAAUCAUCAAAAUCAAUUUAUGUAAAAGUGGAAGCUAUACGCCUUAAUUUCAUGUCUACUUUACAAGAUGAAGGAGAUAGAGUCACUUCGGAAGAUACAGUCAAUUUGAUCCAUCAUUAUCGGAACAUAAGGUUUCAAUUCUUAGAAAUAGUUUAA
This is a messenger RNA of Funneliformis caledonium, 510 nucleotides long. Lineage: Eukaryota; Fungi; Glomeromycota; Glomeromycetes; Glomerales; Glomeraceae. The record is from the annotation of a GenBank genome assembly.